CGGGAAACGAAAAUGUUUCGAGGUUAGGAACACAAAUGACAGAAAGUAUAACAAACGCAAAUAAAAUUGGAAAACAGUAAAGUAUAAGUAUAGAAAAAGACGUCUUUUGGUGUGACAAGGCAAAGUUUGAAAUCUUGUUUGUUCCAGUGAAACGAUUAAAAAUUAACGAUUAUUCAGUCAAACCAAACUGGCUAACAAUACUUGGCAAAUCUUGAUAUUCGAAUAUUUGGGUACCUAAGAAAAAUCAAAUAAUGAUUGUGAAACUGGGCAAGUUGAUAAGCUGCAGUUCGGAACAUCCGUCAUUUCCCGCAAGGAAUUUGUGCGAACAUUCCUUGGGCGGCAUCGGGUCUUUGACCUGGCUCUGCGAAGAGCCAGGAGUCAAGGAGGCAGAAGCAAUAUUUGAGCUGGCAGAGCCGUCACAGAUAACAGGAAUCGACAUAGGAAACUCACGGUGCUGUUCGGUGAAGAUCGCUGGGGCAAGUAGCGAUGCUCCAGAGGAGUGGGUGACAAUUGUGAGCCACAUUUUCAUGUCUUUCAACGAUGCAGACCACGGUCUUUUCAAAGACCAGGUACAGCUGUUUACAAAAAAGGAAAUCAAUGCAGAGGUUCUCAAUAAAGUUUUCAAUAGGGUGAAGGUGACUUGCUCUCAACCAGCAAACCCCAGAGUUCUCUUCGGUCUCUCGUUCCUGAUUCUCCGCACCGAUGACAAGUUAGACUCAGGAAACCUUGACGCUUUUGGCAGGUUCAAAGUCAAGGAGGAUAAAGGUGACAACAGUUUGGACAAAUUCAAGGAAAAGUACCUUCAGCUAAUGAAACCUAAGCCCAAUAGUUUCAAGGUGGAACUCGCCAAGCAGAUCGAGAGCAAUCGCGCUGUCACUGUCAAUGAAAAAAGAGACGAAACUCCAAGCCGUAAAAGACCCUCUUUCAAAUUAACAACUCCACCAAAAGCCACAAACAAUGAAAAGAAAUUGACCGAGGCAGACAGCAAACAUCGGAUUAAGAAACGGAGACUGUCGGACAAAGACCAAAAACCUUUAGAAAGUUGUUCAAAAAAUAAUUCCACAGAUGUUUUGUCAGAGACACAAACAACAAUGUCAGAAAGAACAAAUAAAGGCAGACCGAGGUGUUCAUUGUGCUUGGGUAAUGAGGAGAACGUCUUGUGCAAGACAUGUAAUUUGUUAAUGCCUGAUAAAGACCAAGCAAAUGAAACUUCUAGGCGAAAACCGGCCAAACCGAAAAAACCAGUCAAGAAUUUUAGUGCUUUGUUCGAAAAUGUCACCUUUUCUCUCAGUGGAUAUCAAAAUCCGAAACGGGACGAAAUAAGGCGAAAAGCGAUAGCCAUGGGAGCCAAAUACGUCGUUAAUCCUAAUGGGCGAAAUCACAAUUGUACGCACUUGGUUUGUGCUUUUAAGAAUACACCAAAGUAUAAUCAGCUGAAGGGAAGUGUUAAAAUCAUUGAUAAGCAGUGGGUGGAGGAUUGCUACGAGAAGAAAACAAGAUUUCCAUGGAGACGAUAUGCUCUAGACAAGGAGGAAAAAGACGUGCCAGAAAGCGAGGAAGAAGUGGAAACUGAGAAAGGAUCUGCAGACCCACUUAGCAUAUACGAUCAGGAUACAGACUCCGAUUAUUAAAGACUGUAGCUGAUAUAACUGAGAAAACAUGUUUCAUACAUUGUAUUUAUAAAUCUGUAUAUUAGUGUGUUUCGUUUGAAA
Molecule: messenger RNA, 1712 nt
Organism: Diprion similis
Lineage: Eukaryota; Metazoa; Arthropoda; Insecta; Hymenoptera; Diprionidae
Gene: XRCC1
Product: DNA repair protein XRCC1
Exons: 2
Coding region: 252-1631 (459 amino acids)
Biological process (GO): base-excision repair; single strand break repair
Cellular component (GO): nucleus
Molecular function (GO): damaged DNA binding
Source: RefSeq, a predicted model, not a curated record